Messenger RNA from Meriones unguiculatus (Mongolian gerbil), 2814 nucleotides. RefSeq names its product NIPA magnesium transporter 1 (gene Nipa1). NCBI's taxonomy places the organism in Eukaryota, Metazoa, Chordata, Mammalia, Rodentia, Muridae. The record is from RefSeq and is a predicted model, not a curated record. The coding region runs from base 44 to 1015 and encodes 323 amino acids. Gene Ontology annotation, molecular function: magnesium ion transmembrane transporter activity. The transcript is spliced from 5 exons. Gene Ontology annotation, cellular component: membrane. Gene Ontology annotation, biological process: magnesium ion transport.
GGGCGCGUCGCGCGCACGCGCAGCGGAGGGCGGCGCGGGCGGCAUGGGGACUGCGGCGGCGGCUGCGGCGGCCGGGGAGGGGGCGCGCGGCCCGAGCCCCGCCGCCGUGUCGCUCGGCCUGGGCGUGGCCGUGGUAUCCAGCCUAGUGAACGGGUCCACGUUCGUGCUGCAGAAGAAGGGCAUUGUGCGCGCUAAGAGGCGAGGUACUUCCUACCUAACAGACAUUGUAUGGUGGGCUGGCACAAUUGCAAUGGCUGUUGGCCAGAUUGGAAACUUCCUAGCUUACACUGCAGUCCCUACAGUCCUGGUGACUCCCUUGGGUGCCCUUGGAGUACCAUUUGGGUCCAUUUUAGCUUCUUAUCUUCUGAAGGAAAAACUCAACAUCUUGGGCAAGUUGGGGUGUCUGCUAAGCUGUGCAGGUUCUGUCGUGCUGAUUAUCCAUUCCCCAAAGUCUGAGAGUGUGACAACUCAGGCUGAGUUGGAGGAGAAGCUGACCAAUCCAGUGUUCGUGGGCUACCUAUGCAUUGUGCUGCUUAUGCUGCUGCUGUUGAUCUUCUGGAUUGCACCAGCCCACGGGCCCACCAACAUCAUGGUCUACAUCAGCAUUUGCUCCUUGCUGGGGAGUUUCACUGUGCCUUCCACCAAGGGCAUUGGGCUGGCAGCCCAAGACAUCUUGCACAACAAUCCAUCCAGUCAGAGAGCCCUCUGCCUGUGUCUGGUGCUCCUGGCUGUCCUGGGCUGCAGCAUCAUUGUCCAAUUCAGGUACAUCAACAAGGCCCUGGAGUGCUUCGACUCCUCUGUGUUUGGGGCCAUCUACUACGUGGUGUUUACCACGCUGGUCCUACUGGCUUCAGCCAUCCUCUUCCGGGAGUGGAGCAAUGUGGGCCUGGUGGACUUCUUAGGCAUGGCCUGUGGAUUUACAACUGUCUCCGUGGGAAUUGUCCUUAUACAAGUGUUCAAAGAAUUCAACUUCAACCUUGGGGAGAUGAACAAAUCCAAUAUGAAAACAGACUAAGAUGCAACUAAGGAGUGGGGGCUUAAGGAACAGGCAUUGAAGGGAAUCUGUGGUUCUUACUAGAUGUCAAGCAGAAGAGACUCUUGGUGAGAGCUGCCUGUGGAUAAUAGAGAGCCUGGCUUUGCACCAGGGUGGGGUCCAGACCUCUGCAGCACAAGGCUCCCAAUGGUUGUCUUGGUGUCAACUCUCUCUAAUGAGACAAAUCCUGUUUUCAUUUCCAUUAACCUAGAAGCAUUCAUAACUACUUGUUUAAAACAUUUUAACAUGAUUUAACCAGAAAAUAAGGAUGAGGUCUUUCUAGUUAGUCUUUGUAGGGGAGCAGAUGUUCUUAAAGUACCUUGGAAAAGGAAGAAACUGUCGUAAAAUCCUGCUCUGUACAGUAAACAUGACUGACUUUGUGCUUGUGUUAAGCAUGUAUAGCAUUCAGGUAUUGUACAAAUAAGAGGUAUAUGAAUUGAGUUGUUUUUAGUCCUUUAGCAACCUGACUUUCCUACAUGUACCCCCAAACAGUAGUAAGCAGAGAGAGGACAGUAAUGACAGUAAUUCAGAGUUCCAUUGACAGGGUGACCUUCCAAUAGCUCAAAUCAAUUUCAGUGCCUUUAUCAUUUAAAUUAUUCACUUAAUUUAACUAUUACUGUGUAUAAGUUAAAUGUUCUAAUCACAGAUAUGUAAAGCAGUUAGAAAAAAAUACUGUAAUAAGUAGAAGAUAGUGAAAACUAAAGAUACAGAAAAAAAACGAAAAGUGACCCAUUUGUAACCCAUUUGUGUAUUGUAGUCUGAUUAAGAACAACAGAAUAAGUAUGAAGAGAUGAUUUAUUUUCAUUUAACCUGUGUUACUUAGAUUGUUAUGGAAAAACACCUGCUUUCUGUUUCAGGAGGCAUUAUGUCCAUUCAGAAGAAAUAAACUAUUAAACUUGACACUGAGGUUGUUACAUUAGAUAGUGUCUCUUUAGUACAUACUGCAGGAGUUUAGUUAAAAGCACCUUAAUACAGGAAUAGAUCAAAGGAACACAGCUUAGGACUGUUUCUACAAAGGCCUACUUUCGGAGGCAGUUUCUAGCACAGAUUAAAACAAUGUAGCCUUCUUGUUUGAAAUGGUAUAGCCUUCUAAAGUUUCUUACUGAGCCUCUUACUAAACCUCUGACUGUAUGCAAGGCCCUGGGUUUUAUACCCAGCAUUGAAGAGAAACAACAAAACAAAACAGCCUUCUUAAGUGGAAAAUAGCUGUUAAUCAUGCAGUAUUUUGAUCAGAAAUGAUUCUUCUAUCCAUAGUAAUCUUCCCUGUGCUUUAAAUUGGAGCAAGGUACAAGGUGAUACAAUAUAGCACCAUAUUAUGAUAUUGUAUAUUUCACAUGUUUUGUUUUAUCUAAAUGGAAUAGGCCAGGUUUAAAAAAUGGGGUUCAAUAAAUAAUUUGGGUAAAUUUUAAUAAUACCCAAUUAAACGUCUUACUAAGAUAAAAAAUGUGCUUUUCCACAUAGAAAGGGCGUUUCUAAAGUAAAAUGCCAGAGAAUAGCUGGGUGGUGGUGGAGCACAUCUUUAAUCUCAGAAUUUAAGAGUCAGAGGCGGGUGUGUCUCUGAAUUGAGGCCAGCCUGGUUUACAGAGUGAGCUCCAGGACAGCCAAGACUAUACAGAGAAACCCUGUCUUAAUUUCCCUGGUCCAGAAAAAAAGACACAAAGAAUAGUUCACUGACCUGUAGAAUAAAAAGGGUAAAUAAAAUACUAGUUUAACAUAAAAGAAUUUGGUUUUCUGGCUCAUUUGUCAGGUUUAAUAAAUUGAAAUAAAUGAAUGAUAACUUU